GGGGCGGGGGACGGCGGGGAGGUGGCCGCGCCGCCGCCCCUCGGCGGGACCCCGGUGGGGCGCGGCGCGGAGCGGAGCGGUGUGGGUGGCGGAGGCGGCGGCCAUGACGCUCACCAAGGGCUCCUUCACGUACUCCAGCGGGGAGGAGUACCGCGGCGAGUGGAAGGAAGGACGCCGGCACGGCACCGGCCAGCUGACGUUCGCCGACGGCAGCGCCUACGUGGGGCACUUCGAGAACGGGCUGUUCCACGGCUGCGGCGUGCUCAGCUUCGCCGACGGCUCCAGGUACGAGGGGGAGUUCGUGCAGGGCAAGUUCUGCGGCGUCGGCGUCUUCACCCGCUACGACAACAUGACCUUCGAGGGCGAGUUCAAAGGCGGGCGCGUGGACGGCUUCGGGCUCCUGACGUUCCCCGACGGCUCCCACGGGGUGCCCCGCAACGAGGGCUUCUUCGAGAACAACAAGCUGCUGCGGCGGGAGAAGUGCCAGGCGGUGAUCCAGAGAGCGCAGAGCGCCUCCAAGUCUGCCCACAACCUCACGGCCUGACGCUGUCCUGGCCCCUGCACCUCCCUCCCCCUG
Messenger RNA from Oxyura jamaicensis (ruddy duck), 577 nucleotides. It is a transcript of the gene MORN4, whose product is annotated as MORN repeat containing 4. The record is from RefSeq and is a predicted model, not a curated record. Lineage: Eukaryota; Metazoa; Chordata; Aves; Anseriformes; Anatidae. The transcript has 4 exons. Bases 104 to 544 code for a protein of 146 amino acids.